AUGUCCAACUCCAGGCCCGGGCCUUCCGGCCCGGUCUUGCUGACCGGGGCCUGGGACGGUCGCUGGCACGAGUGGGAUCUUUGGCCCACGAGGCCGGCCAAGCCUGCGGAGUUUCUUCGGGGAGAAUCAGGCGUUGGACAUGACAACCACGUACAUGGUCUUGCUCUCAACCAUGACUGCAACUACUUGGCCUGUGCCUGCUCGACCGGGAGAGUCCUCGUGUAUCGGCGAAACUGCCCGACUCGAGAAAUUGAGCUUUUUGAUGCUGACGAUGUGGCGGACCUGAAAGAGUCUCUGAAGCUUGGAGAUCACGGUGAGUUUGUCGUACAGCGUCGCUUGGAGCUCGCUGAGGGCGCAGUCAUCGUUGAGCCGCAGGAGCACCUUCUGCCCGAAGCUUCCUUGGAGGGCUUCAAGAAGCGCUCGGACUUGGAUGCAGUCGAGUUGCCCGGGCGCUUUCGCUUGCGGUUUGUGGGCUGCCUUACAAACGGAUAUCGCAAAGCCUGGCGUACCCUGGAGCACGGCGGUGCCGUCCAUUGUCUCGUGUUGACACGAGAAGGUAGCAAAGAGUACCUAUUUUCGGGCUCACGUGAUCGCAUGGUACGGAAGUGGUCGUUACUCGACGGUGAGCUGGAGCUCACGCUUUGUGGGCAUUCGUCCAUGGUCCGCUGCCUUGCAGAGAAUGCGAUCUACCUAGCAAGUGGCGGCGACGAUCGCAGCAUUUGCAUUUGGCGGCGAGACGAGAUUGCAAGCAAGCGCGGGCAGGCGGAGUGCAGCAGCCGCAUCGUGAGCCAUACAGACUUUGUCCGCGCAGUUGCCCUUUGCAACAGCUUCCCCGAGCGGCUGCUGUCUGCAAGUGAUGACCAGCGAGUUAUCCUGUGGAAUCUCCACAGCAGAGAGAAGCUCCGCGAGUACCAGCACCCAUGCAGUGUUGUGGCUGUGGUGCUGAUGGGCCCUUCACUGGCAACUGCCGGCGAGGACGGAAGACUUCGGAUUUGGCAGACUGAAUCUGCAGAGUUGCAGCACAGCUUGAAGCAUCCCCAGCGCCUCACGAGCCUGUCGUCGAUGCGGGUCCUCUGA
This is a messenger RNA of Symbiodinium sp. CCMP2456, 1077 nucleotides long. Lineage: Eukaryota; Dinophyceae; Suessiales; Symbiodiniaceae. The record is from the annotation of a GenBank genome assembly.